UCCGAACGCUCCGCACCGCACUGCUGGCUGCACUAGGGAUCUCCCCUUUACAAAUAGGGCAGUUUGCACGUUGUGUUCUUUUAUCUUCAGAGCCACUUCUCCGGCAUCAGGGUCACUCUUGUCACUCUUGACUGAACCGGGCUUCCUCUGGGUUCAGUCGCUGGAAAGACUGCGAUUUUCACUCAAAUCAACGACUUGUUGAUCACCUCAAAGGCCGCCUGCUUUAAAUUGCGUGAAAUCUACAGCACUCGGAAAGAGACUGGUGAAGGACAGUGACUCUCCGUUCUUUGGGUAACUUCACUGUCUAUCGUUUCGUCCACUGAAAGUCUGUCAUUCACUCUUCUCGUUCACUGAUCAGAUUGGAAUUACUGUACCCACAAGAGCUCUCAUUGCCGUUGUGCUGGGACUGUCAUUUCACUUGAGUUAGGAGACCCCAUCACCAUGUCACCCAUCCCCCCUUUAUUACAAUUGGCCGUGAUUUGGAUAAUCGCUGCUAAUGGGUCUCCCUCCACUACUGUGAAAGGAACGGAUGUUUUCCCCACCAUCGAGGACAUCUUCAAUAAAUGGUGCCUUAAGAAGGCGACAUCUAUCAUUAAGGACCCUCACCACCCAGGACAUUCCCUCUUCACGUUACUACCAUCAAGAGGUAAUCAGUCUUCCUCGAUUCGCAAUGUGACCUGUUUGUUUUAUAACGAAAACCAUGUAAACUGUACCUGGGAUAUCGAUGAGACUGCAUCACCAGAUACACAGUACUGUUUGUCUUAUGGGUUAAAUGAACCAAAGAUUUCCACUCCUUGUGGCAAGAUUGAACCGGGAAAAGUUGCUUGUUUUAUUCAUAAUUUUAAAGAGCAUUUCUAUGACAGCAUCAUAUUUUGUGUCAUGGAUUCCUGUCAACAACCAAAGACUAUUCACUGCACACCUAUUGUACCAGUGGAAUGUUAUAAAACCAGUCCCCCAGUUAAUGUCACAGUGAGUGGAAGUGAAGUUGUAUGGAAGCCACCAAUUGGUGAACAUCAUUCAAGAAUAUUUGAAUAUCAAAUACAGGUUACAGAUUUGCACACCAAAGUGGCAAAGGUCGAAGAUCUGGAUCAGGAAAAAUGGGAUAUCAAAGAUCUGUCAAAAAGCUAUGCUGUGCAAGUGAGAGCAAAAAUUAACCACUUUCUUGAAGUCAAACAGGAAGAUUUCAUAUGGAGUGACUGGACUCGCUCUGUCUUUACAGAACCAGAACAGACAAAUCACAUGAUUUUGAAAAUCUUUAUUGUGACGGCAAUUAUUACGAUUCUGAUGGUGUUGCUGCUGAUGUUCAUUUGCAGAAGGUACAAGUUACUAGAACACCUGUCUCAACCUAUCCCUGAUCCUAAACAGAAAUUUAAUGGUCUGUUUGAGAAUUAUAAUGGAGAAUUUCAGUGGAUUAACGCCAAUCAUCCGGAGACCAAAGACCCCAAAGAAUGUGACGCAGUUAUUGUUGAAGACUAGAGCCUGGAACUCGGAUUAGAAAAUAGUUAUUUGCACCAGAUUUUUGUUAAUAUGUUUUGAAGUGUUUGUACCAUUCCAGGUAGAUGUCCCAUGGGGGAAUAGGGCCAAGGAUUACUUUCACCAAUCACCCUAGCUUGGUUGUCAUUGCUCUGUCAUUUUUUUGCAUUCAAGAUGACAUUAUCAACAUACUUGGCACAGGUUUCUGACUUGCCAGAGAAACUGGAUCAAUAGGGGUGUGACCUUCAGCUUUUGUUGUUCACCUACUGUUAAGCAUGAACCAAAUUAAGGAGAAGUUAGAAACCAUAAGGGGUUCCUGCUGGGACAUUAAUUUCAUGUUUGCUGUGUCCUCCAUGCUAAUUUAUAUGUUUUGCUCUUUUGUAUCCAGGUAAUUCCGAGAAAAAUUGCAGCACCUCUGUAUUGUUCCUCUUAGAAGCUGCAGUUUAUGGUGACGAUACUCCCAUUAUUCAAAUGGCAGUCACGUGGUUGCAUCAUGGGGUGCAGUCAAGUAGCUCCAUAGUCUGAGGACCUCAUCAGGCAUCCAGUGCACCAUUUCACCACCACCCCCCCACCCCACAUAAUAUGCAGCCCCUCCUCCAUUCCCAUCCCACCUCCAUCUUCCCCUCAUCUCCAUGGCAACCUUGAUGCUCCCCGUGUGGCUGCCAUGGAAACCGAACUUUGACAGAGCUGACCUGCUUCCUAGUCAGCAAGUGCAAAUAGCACAGUUCGUCAGGCCCCUGCUGCCCGUAAUCACAGGACGCUCAGCAUUGCUGGGGGCUAACCAUGAUAGUGAAAGUGACCCCUUAAAGCCAGGAUACCUCAACUUCAGGGUCCUAUUUUUGAAGACCCAUCUCUUCCUCCCCAAUUUGGUGUUAGCACUAUGCACAGCGCACAAUUAAUGCACCAAGGGUCUAAUUGAAUUCCUGGGCACAGAGGUUUAUGUGUCAAAUUGUGGAUGGGUUGGAGCCAAAGCAUUUGUUGCAGUAGGAAAGAAUUGCAACAAGAGAAUGUUUUACAUGUUUAACCAGUUACCAGUAUUACUUCCCUGUUAUGUGUGUGUGUGUGGUAACUCAGCUGCUGAAAUGCAUUAUGCAGUCCUUUCUUAUUUGCUGGAAGCUGCAUUCUUCUAUAACAUGGGUCAUCCUGACUCAGAAGUCUUGCAUCUCAUGGAGGAGGGACAGAAAACCCCACAUCCAAAACCAAUAGGUGCUCUGUGGAGCAAUUUAAAGUGAAACUUAUCUGUAAAAAUCCCACCCCACAGAAGUACCUUCCUUCAGCUUGCUGUAAAUGAUCCCAUGACAGAACUCAGAGGAAGAGUAGGGAAACUGCCUGGUGUCCCGGACAAUAUAUCUUCAUAUUGGAUUGCUUGAGGGAUCUUGCUGUGAGCUCUGUUUCCUCCUUUAUACAAGUAACUACACUUCAAAAGGUUGUAAAUUUGAUUGGGACAUCUUGCAUCCAUGUAAAUACUUUUUUUUAAAUUUCUAAACCACUCUUGUGCUGAGAGGGUAAUGUAUCUGGGUGGGACUUGCAGUUGUGGUCUGCUCAAUGGCACAGAAAUUCCCUUCUUACCUUAUAACUUUUCCAUUAAGACAACCCUAAGAACUUACAGACGGCAAUAAGUUAUCAUCAGGAAACCAUCGAAGUGUCAUAAAAACAGAAAAUGCUGGAAAAGCUCAACAGUUCAGGCAGCAUCAAUGGAAAGAGAAACAGAUUUCAGAACUCCUGCACCUACAGUUUAUCUCUUUACCAUGAUGUGAUAAUUUGGUCCACUGAUGUCCUUCAGGGAAGGAAAUUAUUUACACCUCUGUGUGACUUCAGAUCCACUGUAAUGGGGCUCAACAAGCCCACUUGGUGGUCACCAAGGUGGCCUUCAGUGUGUGGACCAAGAACAUGUCAUAGAAUCUAACGAGUAACAGACCUUUGCCAGAAUGUCCGAAAAUGGAGAAAUUAGAAUUGUUCUCCUCACAGUAAAGAAGGUUGAGAUGAGAUUUAUAAAUUCACGAUGGGUUUGUGGAAAGUAGAUUGCAGCAUGCUGUUGUGCAGAGGGACUUGGGAGUGCUUGUGCAUGAAUCGCAAAAGGUUGGUUUGCAGGUGCAACAGGUUAUCAAGAAGGCAAAUGGAAUGUUGGCCUUCAUUGCUAGAGGGAUUGAAUUUAAGAGCAGGGGGUUUUUGCAAUUGUACAGGGUUCUUGUAAGGCUGCACCUGGAGUACUGCGUGCAGUUCUGGUCUCCUAACUUGACGAAAGAUAUACUGGCUUUGGAGGCGGUGCAGAGGAGGAUCACCAAGUUGAUUCCGGAGAUGAAGGGGUUAGCCUAAGAGGAGAGAUUGAGUCGCCUGGGACUAUACUCAAUGGAAUUCAGAAGAAUGAGAGGGGAUCUUAUAGAAACGUAUAAAAUUAUGAAAAGGAUAGAUAAGAUAGAGACAGGAUAAUUGUUUCCACUGGUAGGUGAGACUAGAACUAGGGGACAUGGCCGAAAGAUUUGGCAGAGUAGAUUUAGACGGAGAUGAGGAGGAACUGCUUUUCCCAGAGAGUAGUGAAUCUAUGGAAUUCUCUGCCCAGAGAAACGGUAGAGGCUACCUCAUAAAUAUAUUUAAGACACAGUUAGAUAGAUUUUUGCAUAGUAAGGGAAUUAAGGGUAACGGGGAAAAGGUAGGUCAGUGGAUCUGAGUCCGUGGCCAGAUCAGCCAUGAUCUUAUUGAAUGGCGGAGCAGACUCGACGGACCAGAUGGCCUACUCCUGCUCCAAUUUCUUAUGUUCUUAUAAAUAGAUGGUUCAAGGAUCAGCAAAUAUUAAUUUAAAAUAUAGGGUAAAGUGUACCGAGGAUAUGAGGAAAAGCACUUUACACAGAGAGUGGUGAUGAUCUGGAACUCAUUGCCUGUAGGGGUGGUGGAUUGAACUGGGCCUUCAAAACACAAUUGGAGGGGCACCAGACAGAGAAUGUGUGGGGGAAUGGGGCUGAUGGGAUUGUGCAGAACUGAUGGGCAGAGCAGCCUCUUUCUGUGCUACAAUAGUUCGACAACCCUGUGAAGAGGUCAUAAGAAUGGCCGCAGCCCCUAAGCUUGGAAAACCCCUCAUCAUGGGUAUGCUUCAGUUUUGGGGACGAGGGCUAUUCCAUUAGUGUUGACCAGGAUUUCAUCCUUAACCCCAAGAACCCCAAUUAUUCUCAUGUAGUACCAGAUGCUCUUGGUCAAAACCAGGCAGGCUCAGGUUAAGGAGAAGCAAGGAAUUUUUCUUGCAUUCUGCCUAAAUUUAAUAUCAGAUCAACCAUGAUAUCAUUAAAUGUCGGAGAAGGUUUGAGGGGCUCUCCACUGCUCCGAAUUCAUAUGUUCAUACAUAUAUACCUCAACCAAUGAAAUUCAGAUUGAAAAACAGAUCUGCUUCAUGACAGUUUACAGGUUGGAGUAAUUGCUGUGAUUUUCCCUGCACUUGGAAAGAUAAAGGUCAUCACUUCAAGCACUUUAAGAUAUUUACACAAUGGAGAAAUGUUAUAUGACUCUAACUCCUUUUAUUAUUUUCAGUAAAAUUAAGCUCAGUUGACAGAGCACUUAGCUCAGAGUCAAAAGGCUGUGGGUCCAAGCCUCACGUAGAACAUUGAGAUGUGUUGCACAUUGGUGUCGCACCGAGGGAGGUGCUAUCUUUGAAUGUUAAAGACUGCCUGUCUGCCGAAGAGGAACGCUCAAUAUUCACUGCUUACGUGGAGCACAGUGACACAUUUAAAAGAUGGUUUGACUAUGGCAACAGAGGGAUAUAAUGUCAGAACAGGAAGAGGUGUUUUGAGUAGUAGUUGUAACAUUGGCUCAAGUUCUCCCCUUCCUUAUCUGACUAAUGAGACGCAAAAGUGACCUUUCUUGUUGGUAAGCAUGCAGUGGUGAUGGAAAUAUUAACAUUAUGAAAUACAUGGAAUGAUCUAAUUCACUGGUAUCUUUGAAACUGGGGAGAACUCCAGGUAAAAACUGUUACCUCAGAAAUGUGCACAGUGUGGCUAUGUAUAAAAACGAUGAAAUAUUCAAGUGAUAUUUGACUGGAUUAAUGGAAAGACAGGGACUUAUUAAAAAAAUCUUAUUUGAUAUUUAUACAUAUUUUUCUGGUAUUACCUUGUAAACAGAGAUGAAAGAAAAUAAAAUAAAUUUAUA
Messenger RNA from Pristis pectinata (smalltooth sawfish), 5607 nucleotides. Its product is annotated as interleukin-13 receptor subunit alpha-1-like. NCBI's taxonomy places the organism in Eukaryota, Metazoa, Chordata, Chondrichthyes, Rhinopristiformes, Pristidae. Gene Ontology annotation, cellular component: external side of plasma membrane. Gene Ontology annotation, molecular function: cytokine receptor activity; protein binding. Gene Ontology annotation, biological process: cytokine-mediated signaling pathway. The transcript has 10 exons. The record is from RefSeq and is a predicted model, not a curated record. Bases 442 to 1476 code for a protein of 344 amino acids.